Molecule: messenger RNA, 1230 nt
Organism: Epinephelus lanceolatus (giant grouper)
Lineage: Eukaryota; Metazoa; Chordata; Actinopteri; Perciformes; Serranidae
Gene: enam
Product: enamelin
Source: RefSeq, a predicted model, not a curated record
UCCAUGUUAGAGAUGAAGUAGAUUGCUUUCCAUCCCUGAGGAGAUACAACUUCAGUUUCUCUCGCUGCACCGGGAAAUAAAGUAGGAACAAUCACGAUGAAGCUGCUGGUGUUCGUAAUGUGCCUGUUCACCACCACCAUGGCUGCUCCUGUUGCGGAGAGCGAAAGCUAUGAGGAAAAACAGGUUGCAGCACAUGCUAAUGAGGCCCUGAGGUGGAUGGAGAUGUACAGGCUUUACCAGCAGCAGGGAGCUCUUGGAAACCCCUUCCUGCCUGCUGCUGCUGCUCCUGCUGAUCCAGCUGCGGCAGAAGUGGUGAAUGCAGCACCAGCCGCGCCAGCCGAUGUUCCCCCUGCAGCUCCUGUGGCUGUUGGAGACGCAUCAGAGGAGGAGACGGAGGAUGGCGCCCCUGCCCCCAGAGCUGCAGCACCCGGUGCCCCUGCUGCCCCCUUAAACUCUGAUGAGGCAGAGGAGGCCGAGGAGGCCGAGGCAGCUGAGGCUGAACCAGCUGUGGUCGAAGAAGCACCAGCAGAUCCCGCAGCAGAGCCCGCGGCAGACCCCGCAGCAGAUGUGGAACCAGCUGUGGUUGACGUGCCAGCAGACGCUGUACCGGGUGAUGCAGCUGUUGUGGAUGUGCCUCCUGUUGAUGUGGUUCCUGUUGACACUGCCCCUGCAGCCCCUGAGGUGGCUUUUGAUGUGGCUGCUGCUGAUGCUGCAGACGCCGGCAAUGCCCCGCAGUCAGCUGAGAUUGACACAACUGGAGUGGUAGCAGAUGCUGCCGCAGUGUAGUUAUCUUCCUCUUAUUACCAGUUUAGGUGCUCCUCUGUUACCAGUUACCGGGAUGGGUUUCGCUAAAGGAUGAAAAAGCUGUGGCAUAUUGAGUAGAGAUUGAGGAAAACAAACGAGGUGUCUUUGUAGUCAGAAUUGGACAAUUAAAAGAUGUUGUUGUGUUCUUCUUUCCGUCUUUAAUUAAAAUACUUUUUGCAGUUAUGUACUUCCAGUUAAGUUGGGAUUGAUUAGUCAUGGCCAUGCACACAGGCACCAUAACUUAUUAUGCACACACUAUAAAAAUAUAUCUCCUCCAAGACUUCAAAUCUCUGUGUGCCUUUUUCAUAGCAAACAUUUGGACUCAAUCCUACCUAAGUGUUCCAGUAAGCUAUGACAGUGCCAGCAUGGACAAAAUCAGGACCCUGUAACUGAAGAAGCUAAAUAAAAUUCAGUCACCAUGAUGUU